AUGGCACCUGUCCAAGUUGACAAAGUCACACGCUCUGGAAAAGGUAAAAUAAAAUUACGAAAACCGGCUGUGGAAAAGAAGCGCAGAGACCGCAUCAACAGCAGUAUCGAGCAGCUGAAAGCUCUGUUGGAGAAGGAGCUGCAAGCUCUGCAGCCCACCUCCAAGCUGGAGAAAGCGAUCAUCCUGGAGACCGCCGUGGGCUUCCUCAGAGGGACCGCGGCGCCCGCUUUCUCCGGCUCCACUUCUGGUUCAGCUGUCUGUCAGAGUUACGCGGAGGGCUUCGCCCGGUGCCUGCAGGAGACACUGCGUUUCCUGUCCGCGUACAACCAGCGGACGCGCUGCCGGCAGGCGCUCGUAAAUCACGGCACGGCCGCCACGUGUGCCGGACGCAGCGGCGCACCGCGACGCGUCGGAGGGCAGGCGCACUGGAGACCCUGGUGA
Molecule: messenger RNA, 441 nt
Organism: Lampris incognitus (smalleye Pacific opah)
Lineage: Eukaryota; Metazoa; Chordata; Actinopteri; Lampriformes; Lampridae
Product: transcription factor HES-5-like
Exons: 2
Coding region: 1-441 (146 amino acids)
Biological process (GO): regulation of transcription by RNA polymerase II; anterior/posterior pattern specification; regulation of neurogenesis
Cellular component (GO): nucleus
Molecular function (GO): protein dimerization activity; RNA polymerase II cis-regulatory region sequence-specific DNA binding; DNA-binding transcription factor activity, RNA polymerase II-specific
Source: RefSeq, a predicted model, not a curated record